Pochonia chlamydosporia 170 is the source of this 573-nucleotide messenger RNA. RefSeq lists its product as hypothetical. The transcript has 2 exons. Lineage: Eukaryota; Fungi; Ascomycota; Sordariomycetes; Hypocreales; Clavicipitaceae. Bases 1 to 573 code for a protein of 190 amino acids. The record is from RefSeq and is a predicted model, not a curated record.
AUGGUUCAAACUUUGAGUACCUACCAGGUAGCCAUCAUGACUGUUCUUCGCGUCGUGGGUGUCCACUGUAACAAACGGUCUUGGAUGGAUACCGCACAGUCACAGAGUCAAAAGGUCAUUUGGGAAGAUCAAAAGUUCCGGGGCUUUGGCACAAGGGGUGUGUGCAUCACUCCGCACGCAUCCUAUUGGAUAGCUGACAAUACUCAGAUUCUUCCCUUCUUGGGGGACCAAUCCUUUUCGUUGACAGUCUGCCAGUCGUGUGCUGAUUCGAGCGACACGGAGUUAAGACGGCGUGGACGGCCAGCACUUAGGAUCUUUUUGAAUGUACACUUGGCCAGCAUGGCCAUGACUGAAGGAAUUUUUGUCUUCGUUCACCUCGAUCAGGUGGGCCACGGUGCAACAAUGGUCGUUGUGCUCGAGUCGCCGUCCCAACUGCUUGAUGAAUGCACUGCGCCUCAGGCCUGGUCCGAGGCAAAUUGUCUGAGAGUGACCAUUAGAAAGAGGAAGUCUGGGUUACAUGAUGCUGAUCUUGAUAUGGCAAGGACCAUCAGCUGUUGUGCAAUCUCCGGAUGA